Molecule: messenger RNA, 1518 nt
Organism: Physeter macrocephalus (sperm whale)
Lineage: Eukaryota; Metazoa; Chordata; Mammalia; Artiodactyla; Physeteridae
Product: transcription factor CP2-like protein 1
Exons: 15
Coding region: 1-1518 (505 amino acids)
Biological process (GO): regulation of transcription by RNA polymerase II
Cellular component (GO): nucleus
Molecular function (GO): RNA polymerase II cis-regulatory region sequence-specific DNA binding; DNA-binding transcription activator activity, RNA polymerase II-specific
Source: RefSeq, a predicted model, not a curated record
AUGCUGUUUUGGCACAGCCAGCCGGAGCACCUGUGGCCCAGCCCCGGGGAACUGUACCCCGGGCCACCAAGCAGCUUGCUCAGGGAGGCCUUGCCCUUGCCCUACUUGAAGCAGGAAGAGCCGCCCAACAUCCCCCGCGUGGAACCGCCCUGCCCCGCCUUCCAGUACGUGCUCUGUGCAGCUACCUCGCCAGCUGUGAAGCAGCAGGAGGAGACCCUCACCUACCUGAACCAGGGCCAGUCCUAUGAGGUGAGGAUGCUCUGCAACCCCAAACUGGGCGAUGCCACCCAGGGGCCCCGGCUGCUGAAGAGUGUGGUGCGUGUGGUUUUCCACGACCGGCGCCUGCAGUACACGGAGCAGCAGCAGCUGGAUGGGUGGAGGUGGAGCCGGCCUGGGGACCGCAUCCUGGACAUAGAUGUGCCACUGUCCGUGGGGGUGAUAGAACCCCAAGUGCUACCCUCACAACUCAACACGGUGGAGUUUUAUUGGGACCCGACCAAGAGGACCUCCCUCUUUCUGCAGGUUCACUGCAUCAGCACUGAGUUCACUCCUAGGAAAAAAGGUGGAGAGAAAGGCGUUCCCUUUCGCCUUCAGAUCGACACUUUCAAGCCCAGUGACAAGGAGCUUUCGCCGGAGCACCUGCAUUCAGCUGGCUGCCUCAUCAAGGUGUUUAAGCCCAAAGGAGCUGACCGGAAACUGAAAACUGACCGGGAGAAGAUUGAGAAACAGCCCGUGCAUGAGAGAGACAAGUAUCAGACCGCCUGUGAGAGCACGGUCUUCAUGGAGUGUUCACCGUGGCCAGAGCCCAGUUCGGGACCCCACCCGCCUCUAAGCCCUCUUGCUCUGACCUCCCCCAACUCCUGCAAGCUCCUGUCCCAGGAGAGGCUCUGCUCCUCACCACCAUUCGCCUUGGACACCUUGGGGGGCAGCCCAGCUCAAGAUCUGAACCCUGGAGCCUCCAUCCUAGAGACACAGCAGUGGUUGCAUCGGCACCGGUUCUCCAACUACUGUCGGUCGCUGGCCAAUUUCACUGGCACUGAUCUGCUGAAGCUUACCCGCCAGGACCUUAUCCAGAUCUGUGGAGCUGCCGACGGGAUUCGCCUUUUCAAUACUCUAAGAGCCAGGCCCAUCCGUCACCGGCUGACCUUAUAUGUCGCUCAGGAGGCCUCUAGGCAAGAGAACGAGGUUCCUAAGAACCCUAACUCAGGUAAGGUUCUGGCCUCUACAGAAGACAAGAAACUCAGGUGUGGUUGCACGAAACCUCUUCUGGCCUGGGGAAAGGGCUUUUAUCAAGAGAUCUCUCUGGAUGAACUCAGUGCUGUAGAGCUCAUGGGGAAACUGGCUGAACUGCUGGCCCUCCCAGCCAAUCAGAUCCAUCGGCUCUUCCACCAGGGCCCUGGGGGUAUCCUCAUUCUCCUCAGUGACCAGGUGGUUCAGAAUCUUGAGGAUGAGUCGUACUUUGUGGCUGUGGUGAAGAAAGUGCAGAAUCCAGAUGGCUACUACCUGGUUCUGACCUAG